UCCUCCCGCUCCAACUCCUCCAAGGAAGCCUCCAAAUUUCAGUUCUGCACUUCCCGCAGCGGCAGAUUCGCAGAAGUACGCACUCCGCACUGCCGCAACGCCCGCAAGCCCGCCGGCCGCCGAUCACCGCAGUCCGCCGCCCACCGCUCACUGGAGCACCGCCCGCUACCCGCCUCCUGCCGGUCGCCGCCUGACGCCCACAGCCUGCCGCUCACCGGAGUCACCGCCCGUCGUCGCUACAUUCCAGAGUCCAGACCAUUUGAAACCAUUGCUGUACCAAAACUCCAAAAGGCUGCGACUUCCACUCUUCCAGGCUCCAGCAGGCAGCAGUGCAGUCUCCAGUGGUGUACUGCCCAAUGUUCAUCCGGUAUUCCGGUUGACCUGUUCUAUCGAAUUCGGAUUCGGUUGACUACUUGACUCGUUUUAUCGAAUAGCAGUAGCGUAGUGACGGGAAGUCGGCAACCAUCCUGUAACCUGUAUGACCCUAAUUUACUCAAAAAUCUGAGUCAUAACCACUUCCAAGUUCCAACAACGCCGCCAUGGCCAAGAAGAACGGUGCGAAGACAUUGGCGGAGCUGAAAACCCUAGGAAACAAGCUUUUGUCUUCUAGAGCACACAUCAAUAACCUCCCUGUCCUCCUCACCUUCGUCAAUCCCUCUUCUGCUCCCCAAUACGCUCUCGAAGCGCUACUUUCCCUCCAAGCCUUCUUCACUCCUCUCAUUCCCGACCUCCCCUCCACUACUUCAGCUGCUGACCCCCGAGAUGAACCCGAAAUUAUCUAUAGUAUUUGGCUCCGUUCCAAGUUCGAAGACCUCGUUCAAUCCCUCAUUGACAUCGCCACCUCUUCCCAGUGCGAACAAGCCCUAAGGGAAGUUGUAUUAGAUGCACUAAUGGAGUUUGUUAAGGUUGGAAACUCUGGAAAGUUUCACCCUGCAAUAUACCGCCGUUUUCUUCACAGUAUUGUUCACUCAUCAUUGGGAGUGGAUGAUAUUUUGCUUCAUUUGCUUGCAACAAAGUAUUUCAACUACAUUGAUAUUCGUUAUUUUACUUACAUCAACAUGGAAAAGCUCUCACAAACAUUAGAAGCAAAAUACAUUACUGAUUAUGAUAACAAGAUUUCAUCUGGCGAUUCUGAGAAUCCUCCAAGAGAAAGUAUGGAGCUUUCAGUUCAGAAGAUAUAUUAUAUUCUAUCGCAUAUCCCACCACCAGAUGGUCUUGAUCAAAUGUCAAAAUAUGAGAUGUGGAAUGGUCUAGGUAUUUUUGUUGGGAAAAACAAUAACAGGGAAAAUGCUUUGGAUUCAAAAGCAGAAAGCAAGAUUGGCAAAGCUGAAAGUUCUAGUGAUAAAGUUUUGCCUUCUCUGAAAGUUGCUAAAAAGAUGAAGCUGAAAUUUACAAAAGCAUGGAUAUCAUUUCUUAAAAUACCACUCCCACUUGAUGUGUACAAAGAGGUUCUGGUUAGCCUUCAUCAGGCAGUCAUCCCUUACUUGUCAAAGCCCAUCAUGUUAUGUGAUUUCUUGACACGAUCAUAUGAUAUUGGUGGGGUUGUCAGUGUUAUGGCUCUUAGUAGCUUGUUUAUCCUCAUGACUCAACAUGGUAUAGAGUAUCCAAACUUCUAUGAAAAGCUAUAUGCUCUUCUAGAGCCUUCUAUUUUUAUGGCAAAACAUCGGGCAAAAUUCUUUGAGCUUCUUGAUUCUUGCCUGAAAUCACCACUUCUUCCUGCAUAUUUGGCUGCUGCUUUCUGCAAAAAAUUGAGCAGGCUUUCACUAUCAGUUCCUCCCUCAGGAUCUCUUGUUAUUACUGCUUUAAUCCACAACCUUUUAAGGAGACAUCCAUCAAUAAACUGCUUAGUGCAUCAGGACGAUACUGAUGAGACAACUAAAGAAAAUUCAGAAGCAGAGAGAGAGACUGAUGUUACUGCAGAUGCUUGCACAGAAGUCUCUGUUAAUGGAUUGGGCAUUGAUCCUUUUGAUGAGGAAGAGAGGGAUCCUUUGAGGACUAAUGCCAUGAGGAGCUCUCUUUGGGAGAUUGAUACUCUUCGUCAUCACUACUGUCCUCCUGUUUCAAGAUUUGUUUUAUCACUUGAAAAUGAUUUAACCGUCAGAGCAAAAACCACUGAAAUAGCAGUAAAAGAUUUCAGUUCUGGUUCUUAUGCAACAAUUUUUGGUGAUGAGAUUAGGAGAAGGGUUAAACAAGUCCCCCUGGCAUUCUACAAAGUAGCACCAACCUCUUUGUUCUCAGAGUCCGAUUUUCCUGGCUGGACUUUCGAUAUAAAAAACAAAGAGUUAGCUGGUGUUAAUCAAGAGAACGAUGUUAUUUCUGCGAAACGGCAGCGAGUUGAGUGCUCUUAAUGUGAUUGUUGUAUUUGUAGAAGUAAAAUUUUGAUAUUCAAAAUUAUACCCAAGUACCUAGAUUGGUUUUCCUUCAGUUUUGGUAGGCAUUUGUGUUGAGUUCAAUUACAUUAUCUUAGAGACUGGAGUUGACCCCUUUUAAGUCCCAGUAACCAAAAUUAUACAGGGCCGACCUAUAAUAAUAAGUACUGUUUUUGGGCGUUUUGGUGACAACUUGACUGUUGCAAAGAUUUAAGUUUUGCUGGUGGCAUGGUUGAUGGCACAAACGUGGCCAAAAUGUUUGUAAAGGAAUAUAAUUUACUAUUAAAUUAUGCCAUGAAUCGUGCGUGCA
Ipomoea triloba (trilobed morning glory) is the source of this 2679-nucleotide messenger RNA. Its product is annotated as nucleolar complex protein 4 homolog. Gene Ontology annotation, biological process: ribosome biogenesis. The record is from RefSeq and is a predicted model, not a curated record. Gene Ontology annotation, cellular component: Noc4p-Nop14p complex; nucleolus; small-subunit processome. The coding region runs from base 540 to 2348 and encodes 602 amino acids. Lineage: Eukaryota; Viridiplantae; Streptophyta; Magnoliopsida; Solanales; Convolvulaceae. The transcript has 18 exons.